CCGCAGCCGCAGCCAGAGCAGCAGCAGCAGCAGGCGGCGGCAGGGGAGGCGGCGGCGGCGGCUUUGUGUUUAGGUUGAGCCCCAGGCCGGGGGGUCGAGGGCAGGUCGGCCUCCGCCUGGCCCGGCUGCUGCGGGCGAAUUCCGGCUCCUCUCGCGCUCUGCCUCUGCGGGGGAAAGGCAGCCGGCAGCGGCUUGUGUGCGUGUUCGCGUAAAGCGAUGAGGCUGCGACAGUCUUGCCCGGCCGGGGAGGCGCCGUGAGGGGGGAUGGAGGGGCCGCGGGGGGCUGAGGCGAGGAAGGGCUGAGGCGGCGUCUGGGGUCCGGACGCCGACCCCCCCCCCUCAAGGCACAGAGAAACGAAGGGGGGCGAAGAAAGGCUUUUUGAGGGGAUUUUGGUGAGGGUCGUUGGAGCGAUGAGGCGCUGAAAGCCCCCCCCCGUCCGUCCCCCCUCCCUUAAUCCUGAUCCCCUCCCCCCGCUUUCCCCCUCCCUCCUUUUUCUUUGGGGUUGUGUGAGGUGAGGGUCGAGCGACGUCACCGCAAGGGGCGCGCGUGGAGGCCGGUUCAGACAUUCGCGGGGCGGCCGCCCCAGACGCGGGGACGCUGCUUGGGGGGGUUGUUUGUUUUUACCGUUGGGGAGCAAAAGGUGGGGGAAGGGCUUGUCUUUAUAGCCCCCCCCAUACACACACACACGCACACAUAUAUACAUACAUUCAUAUAUGUGUGUGUAUGUAUAUAUAUUUAUAUUUAGAGUGGCAGUGAGCGCCGGAGUGUCUUGCUAGGCUGUUUUAUUUAGACUAGACAGGAGGAGGAGAGAAGAGGUCUAAGCUCUGCCCCCUUUCUGGCUGGCCGGUACUAAAAAAAAAAUAGCAAUGGACUCCAGCUUGGGUUGACAUUGCCCUGAGCCCUGUGGUUCAGAGCUUUUGGCUCUGGCUUGGGUUGUGUGUGUGUAUGAGGGCUUGGAGUUUAGCUUUUGUUUUCUAAGCUUUUUACCCCGGCAGGUUAGAAAUAGACCUGUUCCGAGGCUGUGUCAAGGAAGGACGCAUUGGCAAGUUCCAGAGAGAGGUAGAGAGAGACUGGCCUGUUUAGCUUUUUCUACCCCCCAGCAAACUGCUGCCUGCCACCACAAUGAAUGCCAAGAGGAGGCCUAGCUGCUACCUGUUCUUGUGAGCCGCGAAGGAUCAAGGCUGAAUUUUUAUUUUAUGACACCUGCAAAAGGAGGAGAGAGAAAAUCUAGUUGUCAGGGGCAUCGGCGAGACUACAGAGAGUGGGGGGGAAACGCUCCGUUAAGGCUUCUUCAUUGAAAACUGUAGGGAAAAAAUACAUUGGACUGAAAAUGAAGCCAGACAGAGACACUUUAGAUGAAUACUUCGAAUACGAAGCAGAAGAGUUCCUUGUCAACUUGGCCUUCCUGAUUACUGAAGGUAGAACACCAGAAUAUUCUGUAAAGGGUAGAACUGAAGGCUUCCACUGCCCUCCAGCGCAAUCGGGUCAGCCAGUAACAGCUAAGCAUGAAUGCAGUGACAAACUGGCCCAGUGUCGUCAAGCUCGGCGCACUAGGUCUGAGGUUACUCUGCUUUGGAAGAAUAAUAUUCCUAUCAUGGUAGAAGUGAUGCUACUUCCAGACUGUUGCUACAGCGAUGAAGGGCCCACCACAGAAGGGAAUGACUUAAAUGAUCCUGCCGUCAAGCAAGAUGCCUUGUUACUAGAGAGAUGGACUUUGGAGCCAGUUCCAAGACAAAGUGGCGAUCGAUUUAUCGAAGAGAAGACCCUCUUAUUGGCUGUCCGCUCUUUUGUGUUCUUUUCUCAGUUAAGUGCUUGGCUGAGUGUUUCACAUGGAGCAGUCCCACACAAUAUUCUCUACAGAGUGAGCGCGGCACAUGUAGACCUGCAGUGGAAUUUUUCCCAGACGCCAACUGAGCAUUUUUUCCCUGUCCCUAAUGUUUCUCACAACGUGGCCUUGAAAGUCAGUGUCCAGUCCUUGCCGAGACAAUCUAACUAUCCAGUCCUGACCUGCAGUAUUCACACCAACCUUGGCUUUUAUGAAACGAGGAUAGAAGAGCGCAGUGGACAUCAGCACUGUGAUUCCAUCAAGGCAGAGCAAUGCAAGACACCCACCUCACAGCGCUCACGUGGCAAACUGAUGUGGCCUGAAGGUGUGCCGAAUGCAAAAAAAGGCCCUGAGCUUGGUACAGCUGUCAGAACCAUGAAACUUUAUCCAUCAACUGGGCUCGGGUCGGACUUUAGGGCAUCAGAGUCCAAGCUUCAGUGCUAUGCAGCUGCUGUUGAUAGUAAGAAAUUGUCGCAGGAGACCUCAGAGAGAGCAUUAAAGCCUUCAUCUGACUGCCAAAAUGGCUACCCUUCCCGUCAUUCGUUAGGAGAUUCUAUUCCUUUGAUAGGCUCUUUACUUCAAGAGCGGCAGGAGGUUAUAGCAAGGAUUGCCCAACAUUUGAUUCACUGUGAUCCAGCAACGUCGCCUAUUAUGGGGCGACCGUUCAACAUGAACGAAACAGGUUUGGUUAACUUGAAAGCUGCACGGAGCACACAAGAAGAUGAAAGUUUUCUGAAAAAAGGAAAGGAACCAUCCUCCGGUUCUACUGCUAGCUUAGAACCGUCUGCAUCAGAAAACAGCAAUGUAGGAAAAGCCCGAAUGAUACCAGAAAAAUCUUUAUCCAGCUCCCAGAGUCCAAUGACCCAGCGCUCCCGCCCAUCUAUAGAGGAAACGAACCCACUGAUAAGUUCUUUACUUCAGGAGCGGCAGGAGGUCAUUGCUAGGAUUGCCCAACACCUGAUUCACUGUGAUCCACCAACUUCACAUGUUACUCAUCCUGUGUUUAACAUGCAUGAAAUUAGUUCAGUAAAUUCAAAGUGUUUUCCUAAUUCCUGUGAAGAUGACAGCCUGCUGAAGAAAGGCAGGGAAACUUCAUCCAAUUCCUUCUGUAGUUCAAGGUUGAAUUCAUUGGAAGACAACCUAAAAGCAGUGGGCAAAACACCAGCAACCCCCUUUAAUUCUUUUAGAUAUGACGCUGAAUUGAACAUUUCUCCAAAACCCCAGGCAAGAAGAAAAUUGCUUCUUGCAGACCCCAACGAAAUAGUCCAAAAUACAUUUCAGCAGUCUCCUUCCAGUAGAAGUACAAGUCCAUUGCCCUUUAUGAUCCAAUCAUGUAAGAAAGAAGAUAAUAGAUUGGAACUGGCAAAUAAAUUGGAAGCGGUACUUUCCAGUUCUCCCCGCAAACCUCGAGCUGUAUACAAAGGUAUUGCCAAGCAGUGUUCCCCUUUCAGCUGUAGCAACGAACUGAUUUGCACAGAUAAGCUUAAGGACAAAACAAUCGCUAGUGAAAAUGGCAACGCAGACUGUUUCAACAAUCCAUCAUUGGAUCAGUCUAGAAUACUUGAAAAUAUUAAAGUGACUGUAACACAGGCACCUGACAAAUUGCACAGAAGCGAACAUAAGCGCUUAAAUCAAGACUCUAAACAACCAAAUACUUGCGAACAGAACUCCCAGCUCACUAGUAUUGAAAACUAUUUACAUAAAGACCAUGAAAGUUUCAAAUGCAAAAACAAACAAGAAAAAGUUAAAAACACACAUGACGAGAAUGAAGACCCGACGGACUAUGAAGUUCAAAAACGCACUCAGAAGAAGCCCGCAGAAGAUGGCUUGGCUCUGUGUGAACAAAAGAGGAACGCAGAGGUGCUGAGAACAAUACCACUUAAACAUGUUUGGCGGAGAAACAAUUUUCACCAUUUGGACGGGACCUCUACUAAGGCUUUCCAUCCUCGAACUGGGUUGCCUCUGCUUUCAAGCCCUGUUCCUGAAAGAAAAACACGUUCCGGCUGUUUUGAUCUCGACGCAUCACUGUUACAGUUAAAAUGUUUGUCCUCCAAAAGCCCACAACAUUGUAUGAGCAAAGAGAAUGACCCAGAUGCCCACGAAAAACCAUUUCUGAGUUCCAGCGCACCACCCGUAACUAGUCUUAGCCUCCUUGGAAACUUUGAGGAGUCCGUGUUGAACUAUCGUUUAGAUCCCCUGGGCAUUGUCGAUGGCUUCACGGCUGAAGUAGGAGCAAGUGGUGUUUUCUGUCCAACUCACAUGACUCUUCCAGUUGAAGUUUCAUUCUACAGUGUUUCUGAUGACAACGCUCCCUCUCCUUAUAUGGGUGUAAUUGCUCUGGAAUCUCUUGGUAAAAGGGGUUAUCGGGUACCUCCUUCAGGAACAAUACAAGUGACCUUAUUCAAUCCUAACAAGACUGUGGUGAAGAUGUUUGUGGUGAUAUACGACUUGCGAGAGAUGCCAGCCAAUCAUCAAACAUUCCUACGGCAAAGAACCUUUUCUGUCCCCGUGAGACGAGAAACAAAGAGAAGCAUCAAUAAAGAAAACACUCGACGUUCUGAAGAAAGGUUACUUCGCUACCUCAUUCAUCUGAGGUUCCAGAGUUCUAAGUCUGGAAAGAUCUACCUCUACAGAGAUGUAAGGCUCCUGUUCUCUCGAAAAUCCAUGGAAGUCGACAGCGGCGCUGCAUACGAACUCAAAUCUUACACUGAAUCUCCAACGAAUCCUCAGUUUUCACCCAGAUGCUAGCAAGGACGGACAGUGAAAAGUAUUGUUGGAUUACAAUUUAAAGAUGGAAACAUUUGGGAUGAGACAUUGUGUGUAAAGGUUGAAAUAGAGAAGCAAGUGGAAAGGUGGUCAAGUGAGCAUCGAGGCUGUUCUAGGCUCCUGGACCCGUUUUUAAGAGGCUUCCGGAAUGAGCGUUUGUGUAUUCCAAGUAGACUGGAACAUACUUAAGUCCUAAUCCUUUUUUUUAUACUGGUUUUAAACCACUUCAUUGGAUGUGUUGCAAUAGCAGAUUCCCAAAUUAGUUUUAGUGUUUACACCUUAUUUUAUUUUAUUUGUUUUGGUUAUUUAAUAUUUAAUGUUCCUUUACUUAAGUGAUGUUUGUCUUUACUAUUUUUCAUGUAGCACAAAUCCUAUGUAAAAUCAUACUAUGUAUUUUUGACAUUACUAUUGAAAUUUGAAAUAUAUACAAAAGUCUUUA
Molecule: messenger RNA, 5031 nt
Organism: Eublepharis macularius
Lineage: Eukaryota; Metazoa; Chordata; Lepidosauria; Squamata; Eublepharidae
Gene: ATOSA
Product: atos homolog A
Exons: 12
Coding region: 1332-4574 (1080 amino acids)
Source: RefSeq, a predicted model, not a curated record